This is a messenger RNA of Ilyonectria robusta, 959 nucleotides long. RefSeq lists its product as uncharacterized. The record is from RefSeq and is a predicted model, not a curated record. NCBI's taxonomy places the organism in Eukaryota, Fungi, Ascomycota, Sordariomycetes, Hypocreales, Nectriaceae. Bases 415 to 630 code for a protein of 71 amino acids. The transcript has 2 exons.
UGUAUUUGCAGACGGGCAGCAAGAAGCGACGCCGAUAUUCUAGCCCUGGCGCUGAAAUCACUGCGAUAUGUUAUUUUCACCUCGCACUCUCUUUUCCUGAACUCGAUUGUCGUUUUUUGCAAUAAGUUAUAUUCUGCUUGAAGGGUGUGUUUUAGUUAUCGGUGCCUGGGCGGAAUUGACCGCCCACAGCUUCAAGGCCACAGACCAGCACACCGCACCAUAACGCACAACCCGGUCAGAUCUUGCCAGGGGGCGCAAGGCAUACUGCCUCAUCCCCUUGUAAUUUGGGGUCCAAAAUAGGUAUUUGUCAUCGAUGGCUCUCCUAUUUAAACAGGGAGGGCGGUAAAACUCUUCUUUUCAGAUCUCGCAACUCCACAACACUUAGGCAUAGACACUCCAACUCCAACAGCCAAGAUGCAUACCCUAAGCAUUUGUGCUGUCUGCCUACUCUUUUCUUUUAUCUGUCUCGCUGCCAUCUGCAUCACUGUUGUUUGUGUUACAAACACUGUAUGCCAUUACUUCUCAGGUGAAAGGAAAUCAACAUCAUCUAUGACAAGAAUCAUGAGCACUAAUUUCCCCAAGGCAAAAACGGACGGACGAACCAAGACGAUGACGAGACAGAGAAAAUAAGUAAAGGGCUCUUGGUCAGGGCACCUGCGGUGGAUAUAUCAGAUAUUUCGUUCACUGUGAACACUGCGAAUACUGCCCCGGCGAACACUGCUCCAGCGAAUACAAAUCCCGCACCUGCAAAUCGGAUACAGACGAGGAGCGCAACGCGACGUGCUAUAAUAUAGGAUGCUACAAUUUGAGAAGCGUGGUGUGUCUCGUCAGAGCAUCACGGAUGAAGCUUGAUCUUUCUACCGUGUCUUGCUGUUUGCACUUCUUUCUUUCGACUUGAAUGCUUUGGUGCGGAUUCUUCGUUGCUGGAAAACAAACUCGAAAAUAAAUUAAAAACGGGU